Molecule: messenger RNA, 2676 nt
Organism: Coregonus sp. 'balchen'
Lineage: Eukaryota; Metazoa; Chordata; Actinopteri; Salmoniformes; Salmonidae
Source: the annotation of a GenBank genome assembly
AUGCAGUCGUCUUUGCCAGGAACAGUACCUCGAAUGAUGCGACCAGCGCCUGGACAAAACUAUCCCCGCACGGGCUUCCCUUUGGAAGGUAGGUGAUGCAUGCAAUUCACAAACAUCUAUCAUUGUCGAAAUUACUGUAUCAUUCCAAGCAACAUUUAUUACUAAUUUAAAGCACUUUGUUUAUUUAAAAAAAAAUGCAUUUGAUUUUGCCCUUUAUCCUCAAUCACAUUUGAAACAGCAAAAUGUUGGCUAUAAUUAGACAAAAUGAAAGGACAAGUUAGGCUAUUCAUUAUUUCAUACACCUUUGGCCCUCUCCGGAGAGACUUUGUAGACUACAAUAGGUUUUAUGAAAGUCAAACGUAUUUCGCAAUGGCCAUGUCUGGGUGCUCGAUUAUGUGAAUGUUUAUGUAAAUAGGCAAACGUGUGAAUAACAUUUACAGGCACAAAUUAUUUGCAUUGAUUAAUCGUCCAUGGGAGCGUCUCCCAGGCAAGGUUCGUGCUCAAGUAGCUCCAAUAAAAUCUCCGAGAACACGAAGCUUGCAAGUGAUCCUAGAUCCGGGAUUUGUUGAAGUGUCCUGGUGCUGGAAAUAAAAGUAAAAUACACAUCAAAACGACGAAUCAAAGGAUUACAUCAAUAUUUGUACAGCAUGACGGUGAAUAAUGAAACCGGACGAAGCCACACACUUCACAGCCUCUUCAAUGCCGGAUGGGACAUUCAAGUGCCAUCUGGCUAAUGACAAAUUCUGCCUUCAAAUCAAGCCUUUUUUCCAAAAAGAACUUGUCGAUUCUGUUGUAAAAUGCCUAUUUUUGUAAUUUGCAAUUUCAGUAGGCUACGGAUUCAUCCACUUCACGCAUUAUUGGAAAUGUGUCCAAUUAGUUUGAAUGUAGUAGUAACAGUGGAUUUAGGCCUUUAUGUUGACGUUUUUAUGGCUACAUUUCAUUUCUGAAUAAGAUAGCUUAUAGGCUACAUUCAUUUAUGUGUAUAUAUAGGCUACAUAAAUAUAGGCCUAGCCUACAUUGUGCAAUAGCCUUCCACUAGGUCGUAUAGCCUAAUAACAUUUAAAUUAGGCUACCACAUAUGCAUAUUAGCCUAUCAUAAAAUCUUCGAAUGCCACAAAAAUAUGCUAAAUAUUCAGACAUAAAGCCUAUAGGCCUAAAGAUCAAACAGUCAUCAUAAUUUGCACUGUAAAACAAUAUGCAUUCCGAAAAAUGUGUUAAUGCCAAUGUUGCAUUUGGUGUGGACACGAAAUGUUUUCACAGUAGGCCUUCUUUCUUCUGCACAGUGUCAACUCCCCUGGGUCAAGGUCGGGUGAACCAACUCGGUGGAGUGUUCAUCAACGGAAGACCACUGCCAAAUCAUAUCCGACACAAGAUUGUGGAGAUGGCCCACCACGGUAUCCGUCCCUGCGUGAUCUCUCGACAGCUACGAGUUUCCCACGGUUGCGUGUCCAAAAUUCUUUGUCGGUAUCAAGAAACAGGAUCGAUCCGACCCGGGGCAAUAGGAGGAAGCAAACCCAGAGUGAGUUUGAGAAAAGUUCACCUCACAAAACAACAACAACAACAGCCGUUAUUAUUACACGCUAAUAGCCUAAAAAUAUAAAAAUACAUGUAAUAUUAUUAUUAUUAUUAUGAUUAGCCUAUUCUUAUAGUUAUUCUUAUAGUUAUUAUUAUUAUUAUGAUGAUGACUGUUUACCGUUAUGGACCUGAGUUUUCACACCACCAAAUAUUCAAUCUGUAACGGGACAUCCAAGGCAUUUCUUGCGGAUAUUGUAUUCCAUGCCAUGCUUGUUGCGUACCUAUUUAUUAGCCUGCUAUCGAAAUUGACAAAAACUUUGAAAAGCAAUUUCGUAGCCUAUAAUUCCGGUGCUUUGAGACUUUGUAGUUUACUCAUUUAGAAACAAAAACGGAAUUAGUUCAUUCAGAUAUAAUUUUUCCAAUUCUGCAUUCAACCUGUACUGAAGUUUUUUUUCUCGUGCUCUUUCUCCUCUUCUUUACUCUUUUUGUAUUUUAUUUUCUAUUCUUCGUUUUCUAUUUUCUGCAUUGUUUCUGCUUCUCAUUUUCUUUCUCGCUUUCUUUCUUUCUCUCUCUGUUCUACUAUCGUGCUGCAUAAAUUAAACCCAAAAGCAGGUAGCAACGCCUGAUGUGGAGAAACGGAUUGAGGAGUACAAGCGCGAGAACCCCGGCAUGUUCAGCUGGGAGAUCCGAGACAAGCUGCUGAAGGACGGGGUGUGUGACAGAAGCACAGUUCCUUCAGGUGAGGCCUCAUCUGGUAAGCAACCCUUUUUACUAGUGAUGUUUGCUCAUAUAUAUUUUGUUCUACUAAAUUAGUUCUCCAUAAUAGUGGUCGAUAUGAAACCAUCAAAAACAUUAUGUUGAUGAAAUAGUUAGAACUACCCCCAUAGUUUUAUGUCGGCCAAAAACAGUCAUAUAGUGUCACCUGGACUUAAUUGUAUUAGGUUAUUAUUUCGAUUUUAAAAAAUGUGGUUUAGCCUGUCUGUAAUGACUAUGCAAUUACCCUAGGCCUACCUUGUUUUUCUUAUUCUUGUAGUGAGUUCCAUUAGUCGUGUUCUGAGAGCUCGAUUUGGGAAGAAAGAUGAUGAAGAAGAUUGUGAUAAAAAAGAUGAAGAUGGAGAGAAGAAAACCAAACACAGCAUCGAUGGCAUUCUUGGCGAUAAA